Dromiciops gliroides (monito del monte) is the source of this 5499-nucleotide messenger RNA. RefSeq names its product ribosomal protein S6 kinase A6 (gene RPS6KA6). The record is from RefSeq and is a predicted model, not a curated record. Lineage: Eukaryota; Metazoa; Chordata; Mammalia; Microbiotheria; Microbiotheriidae. The transcript has 22 exons. Gene Ontology annotation, molecular function: magnesium ion binding; ribosomal protein S6 kinase activity; ATP binding. Gene Ontology annotation, biological process: protein phosphorylation. The coding region runs from base 52 to 2196 and encodes 714 amino acids.
GGCGGCGGCGGCGGCGGCGGCGGGAGCAGCGGCGAGCUGAAUGGUCUUAAAAUGGUUGAGCCAAUGGAAGAAGGGGAACCAUAUUCCUACCAUCAGGAUGAAGAAAGUAUUAAAGAAAUUCCUAUUACCCACCACGUAAAAGAAGGCUGUGAGAAAGCAGAUCCUGCUCAAUUUGAGUUACUCAAGGUUCUUGGUCAGGGAUCAUUUGGAAAGGUUUUUCUCGUAAGGAAGAUCAUUGGUCCGGAUGCUGGGCAGCUUUAUGCAAUGAAAGUAUUGAAAAAAGCAUCUUUAAAAGUCCGAGAUAGAGUUCGUACAAAGAUGGAGAGGGAUAUACUAGUAGAAGUAAAUCAUCCAUUUAUUGUCAAAUUGCACUAUGCCUUUCAGACUGAAGGGAAGCUAUAUUUAAUAUUGGAUUUUCUCAGGGGAGGAGAUGUAUUUACAAGAUUAUCCAAAGAGGUUAUGUUUACAGAGGAAGAUGUGAAAUUCUACCUCGCAGAACUUGCCCUUGCUUUGGAUCAUCUGCACAGCCUGGGGAUUGUGUACCGGGACCUGAAGCCAGAAAACAUUUUGCUUGAUGAAGCAGGACAUAUCAAGUUAACAGAUUUUGGACUCAGCAAAGAAUCUGUAGACCAAGAAAAGAAGGCCUAUUCAUUUUGUGGUACAGUCGAGUAUAUGGCUCCUGAAGUAGUGAACAGACGAGGCCAUACCCAGAGUGCUGAUUGGUGGUCAUUUGGCGUGUUAAUGUUUGAAAUGCUUACUGGUACUCUGCCUUUUCAAGGUAAAGACAGAAAUGAAACCAUGAAUAUGAUAUUGAAAGCAAAACUUGGAAUGCCUCAGUUUCUUAGCCCUGAAGCACAAAGUCUUCUAAGGAUGUUAUUCAAAAGAAAUCCUUCAAAUAGAUUAGGAGCUGGUUCAGAUGGAGUUGAAGAAAUCAAAAGACAUCUUUUCUUUUCGACUGUUGACUGGAAUAAAUUAUAUAGAAGAGAAAUUCAACCCCCAUUCAAACCUGCUUCUGGAAAACCAGAAGAUACAUUUUGUUUUGAUCCUGAGUUUACUGCAAAAACACCCAAAGAUUCUCCUGGAGUUCCACCCAGUGCUAAUGCGCAUCAGCUUUUCAAAGGAUUUAGCUUUGUCGCAACUACUACCAUAGAAGAUCAGAAAAUUUCUCCCCUUACAAAUAUAUUGCCAAUAGUACAGCAACUACAUGGAAGCAGUGCACAAUUUAAUGAUGUGUAUGAACCAAAGGAGGAUAUUGGUGUUGGCUCCUAUUCUGUUUGCAAGCGAUGUAUACACACAGCUACCAACAUGGAAUUUGCAGUUAAGAUAAUUGACAAAAGUAAGAGAGACCCCUCAGAAGAAAUUGAGAUUUUGAUGCGCUAUGGACAACACCCCAACAUUAUCACUUUAAAGGAUGUCUAUGAUGAUGGUAGAUAUGUUUACCUUGUUACUGAAUUGAUGAAAGGAGGAGAACUACUUGAUCGUAUUCUCAGACAAAAGUAUUUUUCAGAACGGGAGGCUAGUGAUGUACUAUAUAUAAUAACUAAAACAGUUGACUACCUUCACUGUCAAGGAGUUGUUCAUCGAGACCUUAAGCCUAGUAAUAUUUUAUAUAUGGACGACUCGACUAAUGCUGAUUCAAUUAGGAUCUGUGAUUUUGGGUUUGCUAAACAACUUCGAGGAGAAAAUGGACUUCUUUUAACUCCUUGCUAUACUGCCAACUUUGUAGCACCUGAGGUUCUCAUGAGGCAAGGUUAUGAUGCUGCUUGUGAUAUUUGGAGUUUGGGUGUCCUGUUUUAUACAAUGCUGGCUGGCUAUACGCCUUUUGCUAAUGGUCCCAAUGAUACUCCUGAAGAAAUCCUGUUACGGAUAGGUAGUGGAAAAUUCUCUCUAAGUGGUGGAAACUGGGACACUGUUUCAGAUGCAGCAAAGGAUUUGCUAUCCCAUAUGCUUCAUGUUGACCCACAUCAACGGUAUACUGCUGAACAAGUAUUAAAACACUCAUGGAUAGCCUGUAGGGACCAGCUACCCCAUUAUCAGCUCAACAGGCAAGAUGCACCACAUCUUGUAAAGGGAGCAAUGGCUGCUACAUACUCUGCACUGAAUCACAAGACCUUUCAGCCAGUCUUAGAGCCUGUCGCUGCUUCGAGUUUAGCUCAACGGAGGAGCAUGAAAAAGCUAACAUCCACAGACUUGUAAGAUUGCCAAACUGGAGGAAGGGAAAAUCUGAGGAGUGGCUCUCUCUUCUCUCUGCCUAAUCGGUGAUCAAAGGCAUAUAUAUAGUUUUCUGCUACACUACUUGAAAAUUCUGUAUAAGUCCUUUUUUUAGAAAACAAUUUUUAAAAACCACCACAGGUCCACAAAAUUCAUCCACAAUGUUGUUUAGCAGCAGUGUCUUUGUAUUUAAGUUAAACACUAGGGUAUGUCAAGACCCUAAAUAAUUCUUGCAAACUGACUUCUUAGAAGUUUGUCACAGCUAUGGAUAUGUUAUUAAUGGUUUCUCUGGUUUAGUAAAGAAUGGUUUGGGGCAACCAUUUCCAGUGACCAGGUUGCACAUAAAGAAGUGUAAUGCCAAGCAGUAUCAGUAUUUUUUUAAAAUAUUAAGCCCUACUAGAAAACCUUUUUUGGUUUGUGUCCUUUUAAACAAGUAUAGAAACUUGUCAUUUUCCAUAAUCAAUAGACUCCAUUUAACUCUCUGUAGCUGCCAAAGUAUAGACUUGGCAGUUUGGUUCCAGUGUGAGAACUCCCAAGCCUACCUGGUGCCAAGGCCUUGAGACAAGGAUUAGCUAAAACAAGACAUGCAGUUUAUUUGUUUUGUUUUUUGUUUUUUGUUUUUUGUUGGGGGGGGGCAAUGAGGGUUAAGUGACUUGCCCAGGGUCACACAGCUAGUAAGUGUUAAGUGUCUUAGGCUGGAUUUAAACUCAGGUCCUCCUGAAUCAAGAGCCAGUGCUUUAUACUCUGUGCCACCUAGCUGCCCCCUAAGACGUGCAGUUUAGAUCCGAAUAUUAUCCAGUCAGGUCAGUAAGUGACUUCAUCUAGAUAUAAGGGUGGGGGCAGCUAGGUGGUGCAGUGGAUAAAGAACUAGCCCUGGAUUCAGGAGGACCUGAGUUCAUAUCCGGCCUCAGAGACUUGACACUUACUAGCUGUGUGACCCUGGGCAAGUCACUUAACCCUCAUUGCCCUGUGCAAAAAAAAGAAAAAAAUCGAUAUAAGGGUAUCCAUCAAACUUCUAUAAAAUUUAAAUCUAAUUGGGGGUUUUCUAAGAAAACCAGAGACUUUCCCCCCUGCUCCUUCCCCCAGAGUCUGUCAUCAAUGGUGUAAUAUACUAAAUAGGAUUCAACCUUUGAGGAUAUGAGUCUAGUGUUGGCACUGAGUUGGUUACAUGUCACUCUUUCAGCUUAACCAGUCAGAUUUGCUCAUUACCUGCCCCCCUUUACACAUGAAUUACACUGCUGUUUUUCUGACUGCCUUGUGCUUUGGAUUGCAGUAUGCCAUGGGAAUCUCCCCUGAAAUGUAUGGUAAUCCAACUGACAUUUUAGUGUAGUACUUGUGCACUUAGCACAUGUGAUAUAGUGUGCAUUUCAGUAAACCAGAAAAUAUUAUGUCAUAGUUUAAAUUCAUUAGGGUGAGUAGCAUUUGAAAUAAGAAAUAACAUUAAUGGUCAACAUCUAAAUUUGAGCACAUUUUAAAAUCAGACUUCAUCAAAAAGCCAAACUGGUCUGAGAUCAUUGAAUAUAUGAUUCAGACCCCCUUCUAUAGUAGGUAUUGUUUUCUCUAAGUGAUGGACUCUCUAAAUCAUGGGAAAAUAACUAAAUGAAAAAUUUUAAGGUGAUGCCACCAUUACUAUUACUACUGGCAAAAGGAACUCAUGAAUGUAAACUGGAGGAUAUUCAGAUUUUGCUUUAUGAAUAUCUGUGAACUACUUGUGUGUGCUAGGAGUACUGUUUGCUGUGUGUGUUCAUUUUAUUCAGUCGAGAGCAGGAAAUUUAUUUCUGCGUGCAGAACUAUGCCAUUUAGGUUGGGAGACUUGGAGGUUUGGUAUUUAAUAAAAGAAAACCUAUUCUUUUCAUUAUAUAAAUGAUAUAUACCCAUUACACCCAGAGCUGUUUCUUGGGUGUGUUGUGUGAAAGUUUGUAUCUCUUAUUUUGAACUGUCUAUUUGAAAUACUUGAAAGACAUUAAAGAGCAUCUAAUGCCACAUGGAAUACAUCAUUUAGAAAUAGUUAUACUGGUGUCUUAUCUGGUGGCUUUUCCUGGCCCACUUUGGCUUUUUGGCUUUUUCUUCUCUCAUUUUGUUUUGUUACUGGAAGUGCUCGCAUGUGACAACAGUCUGUUCAUAUUUCCAACUUAUUACCUACCUUGUCAUCAUCUUAUUUGUCCUGCUGGGUCAUUGUCCUAUCAAAGUUGAUAACAAAAGUUCCGAAGUAUAGUUUUGGUGUUGGAUUUUCAGAACUUUUACAAGAUCAAGAAAUAUAUAUAUUUCUCUAGUAAUAAAAUCUGGAGAAGUAAAAUUGUAAAAGGAAAUGAAAAUGAUCCUAAAACUUGCCAAUUUUCCAUAGGCGAUCUUUUGUUUACAAAAGAAAAAUUUUUAAUUUUGUGAAAAUUUUAUAUCCAAAUAGUACAAUCGUACUAUUUUCAGGGUACACGAUCGGUAUUAGACAAAGGGAUUCCCUAUCUAAUAUGAUUCUUCCAGUUGACACUUUGUAAAGGGUACAAAGAUAACCUGAUGGAUGUGCCAUUUUCUACUGAUUCGAUUACCAAAAGUUUCCUUGUGAAUUCAGACAUGCUAGCCUAGCAGUGUGAAGUCUGAACUAAGAUUUCAUUUAAAACAGAACUGACUUUGGAGAAGGAAGGAAUGGCAGUUAAGAAUAUCAUUUGUUCACUUCCACAAAUAUGAAUUGAAAGAAGGCAUUUGAGUGGCAAGAGUCGGACAGGACAUGGUUUAUUCGUUAAACUAAUCUUUAUUUUCUACAAAAUUCAGUGUUCCUCUUGUGAUAUCUUUGAUGUAUUUACUUUUUGUGGGAAUUUCCUUCAAGUUAACAGAAAUAAGAGUUCUUGACCGUAUUUAAAGAGAGCUUAGUUUUGCAUUACUGGAGCAGGGGAUAUAUAGAGUAAACAUUUAGUUUAUCUUUCUCCAACCAAGAAGACCAGUUUUGCUCAAAACAACUAUCUCUAAGUCCUAAAGCACAUCUCUUACCAUGAGAAAACUCAGGAAAACAUUUACAAGUGAAAUUGUAUGUAAGUCUAGUGCUGGUGGUAGUUAUUGUGAGGGGGGAGAAAUGACAAUUUCUGUCCUUCAGUGAAGAUGAAGCUUCAGCCUAUUUUGUUAGACCCAGAAAUGCUUAUGCAUUGAAUUCCUAUACUUUCUUGUGGUUGGGAUCAAAACAGUGAAACAUUUUUCACAGUAAAAAAUGUAGAUUUGAUAGUAGCUUUCUUCCAAUGAGCUCAAAGAGCUUUCACAUGUACAAGUAUCCCCCAGCCUAAAAACAGGUUGUAUUCCAAA